CAUCCUUUCCCCCCUCCCAGCCCCGUGCUCGGGGCUGGAGCGCGAGCUCGCCCCUCCUCCGUGCCCGCCUCCCCCGCCGCCGCCUCCUCUAAUGAGCAUCUCUGCCUUGCUUUCAAUGGGCCGCUGCUGCUGUCGCUGCUGCUGUCCGCGCGGGUUGUGGAUGUUGUCGGCUCCGUGUUGUGAUGACAGGAGAAUGUGUGUGUGUCCCGGGCCCAGACGAAUUGGAAUCCCCGUCAGAAGCUCCAGCCUGCCGCUGUUCUCUGAUGCAAUGCCAGCACCAACUCAACUCUUUUUCCCUCUGAUCCGGAACUGUGAGCUGAGCAGAGUCUAUGGCACCGCGUGCUACUGCCACCACAAGCACCUCUGCUGUCCGUCGCCCUACGUCCCCCAGAGUCGCCUGCGAUAUGCACCCCACCCGGCCUACGCCACCUUCUGCAGGCCGAAGGAGAGCUGGUGGCAGUACACCCAGGGAAGGAGAUACGCCUCCACGCCGCAGAGGUUUUACCUCACGCCUCCGCAGGUCAACAGCAUCCUGAAAGCCAAUGAAUACAGCUUCAAAGUGCCAGAAUUCGAUGGCAAAAACGUCAGUUCCGUCCUUGGAUUUGACAGCAAUCAGCUGCCUGCAAAUGCACCCAUCGAGGACCGGAGAAGCGCAGCUACUUGCCUGCAGACCAGAGGGAUGCUUUUGGGGGUUUUUGACGGCCACGCUGGCUGUGCUUGCUCCCAGGCGGUCAGCGAGAGACUCUUCUAUUACAUUGCCGUCUCCUUGUUACCCCAUGAGACUUUGCUGGAGAUUGAAAAUGCGGUCGAGAGUGGCCGGGCACUGCUGCCCAUUCUCCAGUGGCACAAGCACCCCAAUGAUUACUUCAGCAAGGAGGCGUCCAAAUUGUACUUCAACAGCUUAAGGACUUACUGGCAAGAGCUUAUAGACCUCAACACCGGCGAGUCCACUGAUAUUGAUGUGAAGGAGGCUUUAAUCAAUGCUUUCAAGAGGCUUGACAACGACAUCUCUUUGGAGGCUCAAGUCGGUGAUCCCAAUUCUUUCCUCAAUUACCUGGUGCUCCGAGUGGCAUUCUCAGGGGCCACUGCUUGCGUGGCCCAUGUGGAUGGUGUUGACCUUCACGUGGCCAACACCGGUGAUAGCAGAGCCAUGCUGGGUGUGCAGGAAGAGGACGGCUCUUGGUCAGCAGUCACUCUCUCUAAUGACCACAAUGCUCAGAAUGAAAGAGAACUGGAACGGCUGAAACUGGAACACCCGAAGAACGAGGCCAAGAGUGUGGUGAAACAGGAUCGGCUGCUUGGCUUGCUGAUGCCCUUUAGGGCUUUUGGAGACGUAAAGUUCAAAUGGAGCAUUGACUUGCAAAAGAGAGUGAUAGAAUCUGGCCCCGAUCAGUUGAAUGACAAUGAAUAUACCAAGUUUAUCCCUCCUAAUUACUACACACCUCCUUAUCUCACUGCUGAGCCAGAGGUGACUUACCACCGGUUAAGGCCACAGGAUAAGUUUCUGGUGUUGGCUACUGAUGGGUUGUGGGAGACAAUGCAUAGGCAGGAUGUGGUUAGGAUUGUGGGCGAGUACCUGACGGGCAUGCAUCACCAACAGCCGAUAGCUGUUGGAGGCUACAAGGUGACUCUAGGACAGAUGCAUGGCCUUUUAACAGAGAGGAGAGCCAAGAUGUCCUCGGUAUUCGAGGAUCAGAAUGCGGCAACCCACCUCAUUCGUCACGCCGUGGGCAACAACGAGUUUGGAACUGUAGAUCAUGAACGCCUCUCCAAAAUGCUGAGCCUUCCUGAGGAGCUUGCUCGGAUGUACAGAGACGACAUAACGAUCAUUGUGGUUCAGUUCAAUUCUCACGUUGUCGGGGCAUAUCAAAACCAGGAAUAGCGGGUGCAUCCUACCCUGUAAGUUCUCAAAUGAAAUAGAUUUAAAAGGCAGAUAAAUUUGUAAGAGCUACUAAUAUAAUAAAGGUUUCCAGUGCGUCACUAAACAUUUA
Messenger RNA from Suricata suricatta (meerkat), 1991 nucleotides. RefSeq names its product pyruvate dehyrogenase phosphatase catalytic subunit 1 (gene PDP1). The record is from RefSeq and is a predicted model, not a curated record. Gene Ontology annotation, molecular function: protein serine/threonine phosphatase activity; cation binding. The transcript is spliced from 2 exons. Lineage: Eukaryota; Metazoa; Chordata; Mammalia; Carnivora; Herpestidae. The coding region runs from base 92 to 1882 and encodes 596 amino acids. Gene Ontology annotation, biological process: protein dephosphorylation.